Notolabrus celidotus (New Zealand spotty) is the source of this 1653-nucleotide messenger RNA. RefSeq names its product solute carrier family 2, facilitated glucose transporter member 5-like. Gene Ontology annotation, molecular function: hexose transmembrane transporter activity. The transcript has 11 exons. The record is from RefSeq and is a predicted model, not a curated record. Gene Ontology annotation, biological process: monosaccharide transmembrane transport. The coding region runs from base 102 to 1493 and encodes 463 amino acids. Gene Ontology annotation, cellular component: membrane. NCBI's taxonomy places the organism in Eukaryota, Metazoa, Chordata, Actinopteri, Labriformes, Labridae.
GAUUAACCCUGGUUCUGGCUCUGGCAACUCUCAUAUCUGCGUUUGGUUCGUCAUUCCAGUAUGGUUAUAACGUAGCUGUGAUCAACUCUCCAUCACCGUUCAUGCAGGAGUUCUAUAACACCACCUACCUGGAACGCUACGGCAAACCAAUGGAGGGAACCUUCCUCACUCUGCUGUGGUCCUUGUCUGUGUCUAUGUACCCGCUUGGAGGCUUCUUCGGCUCUCUGAUGGUGGCCCCUCUAGUCAACAAACUUGGGAGGAAAGGCACCCUCCUCUUCAACAACAUCUUCUCCAUCGUCCCUGCUGUGAUGAUGGGAGUCAGUGAGAUCUCCAAGUCCUAUGAGGUCAUCAUCGUGGCGAGAUUUAUAGUGGGCAUCUGUGCAGGUCUGUCUUCAAACGUGGUGCCCAUGUAUCUGGUAGAACUUGCCCCCAAAAACAUGAGGGGAGCCCUCGGCAUCGUGCCACAGCUCUUCAUCACCAUUGGCAUCCUCUGUGCACAAGUGCUAGGCGUCAGGAACAUACUGGGCAACAGCACAGGUUGGCCUCUCAUGCUGGGUUUGACGGGUAUUCCUGCCCUGAUUGAGCUCUUGCUGCUGCCCUUCUUCCCAGAGAGCCCCAGAUACAUGCUCAUAACACGAGGAGAUGAGAAGACAGCAAAGAAAGCAUUACAGCGUCUGCGCGGCUGGGACGACGUAGAUGCAGAGCUGUCAGAGAUGCAUCUGGAGGACCAGUCUGAGAAGGCUGAGGGCCACCUGUCUGUUCUCAGCCUGCUGUCCCAGCGCUCCCUCCGCUGGCAGCUGUUCUCCAUUAUCAUCAUGAACAUGGGCCAGCAGCUGUCAGGGGUCAAUGCGAUCUAUUACUAUGCAGACAGCAUUUAUGCCUCUGCAGGAGUUAAGCAGAAUGACAUCCAGUACGUCACCGUGGGAACAGGUGCAGUGAACGUCUUCAUGACCGUAGCAGCUGUGUUCAUCGUGGAGGCCUCGGGACGACGCCUGCUCCUCCUCGUUGGGUUUGGGAUCUGCUGUGGAGCCUGUGUGCUGCUCACUAUUGCUCUUAACUUCCAGGAGAGCGUGACGUGGAUGCCCUAUGUCAGCAUCGCCUGUGUUAUCAUCUACGUCAUAGGACACGCCAUAGGACCCAGUCCCAUUCCUUAUGUGGUGACCACUGAGAUGUUCAGGCAGUCAGCCCGACCCGCUGCCUUCAUGGUCGCGGGCUCGGUCCACUGGCUCUCCAACUUCACUGUUGGCCUCGUCUUCCCCUUCCUAGAGAGAGGCCUGGGCCCCUACAGCUUUAUCAUCUUUUCCUUCAUCUGUCUGGUCACGCUGGUCUACAUCUGGCUGGUGGUCCCUGAGACCAAGAACAAGACCUUCCUGGAGAUCUGCCAGAUGUUCGCAAAGAGGAACAAAGUGCAGAUCAAACUGGGUGAUGGGGAUCUGCCACUGAAAGAGAGCAAAGAAAAGCUGGAGGAUGCAGUGCAGGUCACGGCCUUCUGAAGACAAAUAAGAGCAUUCAGGGGAGAGGAAGUAUGCGCUCUGGGGAGGAUUAUAAUGGAAUGGAAAUGUUUUAAUCAAGGCUUUGUUGUUUAUUUCAAAAGGGAUCUUUGCACAACUUCUUUUUGUAUGAUUUUUUUUGUGAAUAAAUUAAAUAUCUUUG